AUGUGCCAGACUCUGGCGAGCCAGUUGCGCGGUGGGGCAGCGGGCCACUUUGGACCUAACCAUGUCUUGCGAGAUUCCUUACCGGCCCAGUUAGAUGAAAUUGAUACAUUGGUUGAUCCCUUCGCGUUGAGCCAGUAUGAGGAGCCGUUGUCGAUAAUGGAGUACCCACUAGAGAAUGAGACCGACCCAAGACGACUUGCUCGUGAGGUCAUUCGUACCAUGAUGGGGAUCAUUCAGGCUAUUCAGUUACAAUUAAGGUCGGGAACCGUGCAAGGAAAA
Messenger RNA from Acaulospora colombiana, 279 nucleotides. The record is from the annotation of a GenBank genome assembly. Lineage: Eukaryota; Fungi; Glomeromycota; Glomeromycetes; Diversisporales; Acaulosporaceae.